Diospyros lotus (date-plum) is the source of this 3353-nucleotide messenger RNA. RefSeq lists its product as uncharacterized. The record is from RefSeq and is a predicted model, not a curated record. The transcript has 3 exons. Bases 548 to 2902 code for a protein of 784 amino acids. NCBI's taxonomy places the organism in Eukaryota, Viridiplantae, Streptophyta, Magnoliopsida, Ericales, Ebenaceae.
UCUUUGAAAUUGUUGUUAAUGAAUUUCUCCCAAAUUUGUAUGACAGCCCUAACCCUAACCCUAAUCUUAAACCAAAAUCGACGUAUCCACUGUAUCCUCCAAUUGUGUCGGUUUACAGUUGAAUUUUAUCGAUGUCCUCAGUCAGAUCGCUCAUCGCUCCGUAGAAUUGUACCAGAAACAUUGGGAAUGAAAAAUCCCCAAAUUUGAAUGGAAACCCUAGCCUUGACCCCAUUCACGCCCCUUGCACCCUCCAAAUGUGGUGGUCUUCCGAUCGUAUGGAAAUAUCGUCAUUUCGCUCUCUUCUUUUCUGGUGGUUGAGGAAUAGGAGUCUUUCGUUCUAUUUUUUUAGGAUCGUGAAGGGAGUUCAAUUUGCUCGGAUCGCAGAGCUUGAUUUAGAGAGAGAUUGAACAAUUAGGUUUCUGAGCUUGUCAAGAAUUGCCGAUACUCUUGUAAGAGACGGAGACUAGAAGGAGAGCUCUCUGAACUGAGAAUUUUGUUGUAAGCAGCAUAAGAACACGCAGAGAGAGAGAGAGAGAGAGAGAGAGAGAUGCAGGAUUCGGACAAGUUAACAGGAGUGGUUGAUUGCAGCGUUGGAACAAUUGUCUGGGUUCGGCGACGGAAUGGGUCAUGGUGGCCUGGCAAGAUACUGGGUCCUGAGGAGCUCUCAGCAGUUCAUCUCAUGUCUCCGCGAUCUGGGACUCCAGUCAAGCUUCUUGGAAGGGAAGAUGCAAGUGUGGAUUGGUACAAUUUGGAGAAGUCUAAGCGUGUGAAGGCAUUCCGAUGCGGUGAGUUUGAUGAUUGUAUUGAAAGGGCUGAAUCUUCCCAGGGCAUGCCUCCAAAGAAAAGAGAGAAAUAUGCACGUCGUGAAGAUGCUAUUCUUCAUGCUCUUGAACUUGAGAAGCAACUGCUGGAGAAAAAAUAUGGUAAGUCAGGUUAUUCUUGUAACGGUAACAGCAGUAAAUCUUCUGAUGCUAUUAAGGAGGAGCCACUUGCAUCUUUAGAAUGCUCCAACUAUGGCAAUGGCAAACGUGUAAACAAGUCACAUUCCACGAAACUAGAUUCAUCCCUUGAGGAUAAGAGCUUGAAUCAUCCUCCAUAUAGGAAAAAAGUCAAAGAAGGAAGUCAAUUGCCUGGGACUGAGGAUAUUUCUGAAGCAACUCAGCGGAUGAGAGGUCUGCAGGACAUCGGUCCCAGGAUAUCCCCUCCAAGGCAAAAGUUAUCUUCGUCUGUCACUUCCAGUGGGUCUCAUAAACCUAAGGGUGAAAAUUAUGCUCAUGCUCUUCCUUGCAAUAGAUGUAGCACAGAAAACACAGAUCAAGCCAACAGCAACUUUCUAGACAAAAAAAGAAAGGCAUAUGAUGUAUUAACUGAUGAAUCCCUUGUUAAGAGACGUGAUAGGCGUCGUCCUCUUGUUCAAGUACUACAGAGUAGCAGAAACUUGCCAGUUGGUAACUCCUUCCACCAUGGAAAUGGUGAUGUUCCAGCACAUUUGACUGGAGAAUCUCAGACAGGAGUGGUACAUUAUGCAAGGAGGAACAGUGGUGUGUCUGUUCUUGGUGAGUCUAGCGAUUGCUCGGAUGAUAAACAAAUUUGUUCAAAUCAAAUGGCAAUUUCACCUAACCAUUUUGACGAGAGUAAAUGUCCUCAUCCUGCUGCUUUGAAUGAAGAUAGCACCUCUGAAUCUACAGAAAGUACAGAAACUGAUUCCUCCGAGACUGAUUCCAGUGAUUCAGAUGCAGAUGAGGAGAUGCUGCAACUUUCAGUCACAGAAUUGGAACCAAAAUGUCUGGAACUGUCUGGAGCACGAUUUCAAUAUGGAAACAUAAAUAUUGGGGAGCCUGAUGACUUGGUGUCUGCCAGUAAGAUGUCUUACUCUCAUGACCCUGUGUCAUCUGAUAUGGGGGUAUCCAAAUGGAAACUGAAAGGGAAAAGGAAUAACCGUGGUCUUGCCAAAAGAUCCAUCGAUCCAAGGGGAAGGGUUUCAAGUGGUUCCAUGUAUGGAAUAAAUCAUGAAGACAGGGAUAUCGAUGGUUGUGAUGAGCUAAUUAUAAAGAGCUUGACAACCCGAAGGAGAGCAUUUGACAACCGAGGCUGCUUAUUAACCUCAAAAGCCACAUCCAAAGAUUUAGAUGAUAUGACGCUUAAUAUGAUUGACUGGGGGGAGUUGGCUUGGACUGAUCAACCUCUACCGAGAGGAUACUGGGAGGAUUCAAGCCAUUACCUAGAUCAUCCUGUUGUAGGCCAUCAAAGCUUUGGGGGCAGGAUGAAAUCCAUGUUGAUAGAUGUGGAUCUUAAGGUCCAAUCAAGCUAUCAAAGAGAGCAUGUCCCUAUGAUUUCCCUGAUGAGCAAGUUAAAUGGUCAGGCAAUAGUAGGGCACCCUCUCCAGGUUGAAGCACUGGAAAAUGGUUCAUCUGAAAUUUUUCUUUCAGCUGCUGAUGGUAUUAACCCCGAAACUUUAGAUAACGAUACCCCACUUACUCCAAUGUGGAGAACUGCCAGGAGAACAGCCAAUUUUCGGGUCCCUCGCUCACAUCCAUCAGUGACACUGGACGCCGAAGAAACUGCGCAGCAGUGUCAGUAUGUCGAUCAAGACAAGAAAAUGCUAACCAAGAAAUCUAGCAUGAGGAGUUUUGGUCACAAGGCAGGUAUGAUGAAGAGGCCUCAAACAGACAGGAAGUUUUCAAGAACGCUGCCAAAAAUGAUCAGCUUAUCUUCCAACCAGAAGACGAAAACUGUGUGUUCCAUUAGCCAGGAAGAGGAUCUUGGUAGUGAUUUCGAACAAGGUAGCAACAAAGUGGAUGGGCUAAUUAAAAGGGAAUCUGGCCCCACUGUAGUAGCUUGUAUCCCUGUUAAAUUAGUAUUCAGUAGGUUGUCAGAGGAGUUAGUUGGCCGGCAUCAAUAAAAUCUGGUCAUGGGCCCUUCUGCCAGUGACCCACCCGGUACAGAGAGUUACAGCUACAUGUAAAUUCUAUUAUCAAACCAAUGAUCUUAUACUGCUGCAUGGGGUUUUCUGCCCUACAAAAACACUCCCAUCUUUGCUUUGUUGCAAGCAUUUGAAGGACAUGGAAAUUUUGCAGGUGACUACUGCAAGUUCAAUCUCACGUGGCUCCAGCAAUUCAGGAUGAGCCAUGGCUGUUUGUUGGUGGAUUUUGAAGAAGCAUUAUAGAGAAUGUAGACCAAAGAGCAGGCUGCCACAGUUCUUGUGAGAGUUAGAGAGGUAGAUAGCGGCAACUUGAAAGAGACAAAGUGUACAUUGUGUUUUCCUUGAGACACUUCGUGAUCCCAAUCAGUGUUCGUAAUUUAAUAUAUGGGGGAACCUGGAACCUCUGCAUUGGAGGUUGUAUUUUGGUUAA